GCGCUGUUCGUGACGUUGAUCUAGACAGUGAUUAUUCAUCAGAAAGUGAGGAUGAUUCCAACAGUGACGAUGAUACAUGUGACCGCAAUAGUACCGGUAAUCAAGAGUCGCAAAAGCAGGUUACAAAGACCCCAUGUCCAACUGCAAAGAACACACCUACCACAACGAUGAGGAAGAGAACAAGAGCUGAGAUACAAACAGAAAAUAUGGCAGAAGAUUAUUUUGUAGCCCAUAGUGAUAGAACAGUUACAUCCGAUCGUACUCUUGCUCGACUCAAGAAUCCCAAAAUGAGUAGUCAACAUUUGAAAAGUAUGUUGCACAGCGCCCCCACCAGUCAUGUUGAGGACACAGAACUACUCUACCAAGAACACCGUGGAAUUUUCAAUCGAUGGAUGUUUCAAAUGUUGGAUGGAUUUAACAUUCUCCUAUAUGGAUUGGGAUCCAAGCGUGUCCUGAUGGAUCAAUUCAGGAACAUGAUGUUACAAGACAUAUCCCAUCUCGUCAUCAAUGGAUUUUUUCCAAGUAUCACUCUAAAAAAU
Messenger RNA from Anneissia japonica, 539 nucleotides. RefSeq names its product origin recognition complex subunit 2-like. The transcript has 3 exons. Gene Ontology annotation, cellular component: nuclear origin of replication recognition complex; nucleus. The annotation marks the transcript as partial. NCBI's taxonomy places the organism in Eukaryota, Metazoa, Echinodermata, Crinoidea, Comatulida, Comatulidae. Gene Ontology annotation, biological process: DNA replication. Gene Ontology annotation, molecular function: DNA replication origin binding. The record is from RefSeq and is a predicted model, not a curated record.